UUUUUUCAAAAAUUUUUUUUUCUCCUUUCCUGGUCAUUUGCCAUGAAAAUAUUUUUUAUCUGAAUUUCAAAAUUUUUUUAAAAAUUUUCCAUUUUUUAUUAACCUGCUCUUACUCAACUCUUAUCAAGAAAAAAUAUGGGACGUCCAUUUCUAGAACAUAUGGGAGGCAGAAAAUUUUACAUGUGUUGCCGUUGCAAGACUUAUCUUUCAAACAAAAAGGAGAUAGUUUCUCAUACAUUUAGAGGAUCUACUGGGCAGGCUUAUUUAUUCAGAACGGUUGUAAACAUUACUACGUCAAAGGCUGAGGCCCGCUUUAUGCUUACUGGGCAACAUAUUGUACGUGACGUCUUCUGUAAAAAUUGCAACCAUAAACUUGGAUGGAUGUACGAAUUUGCUCAUGAGCCACAACAGAGUUAUAAAGAAGGUCAUAUCAUCUUGGAGCGAAAAUUGUUGGAAGAAAAGGAAGAAUCUGAUCCAGGAUUAGCUGAGAGGACAAGGCCACUAACUCGCGCGUCUUCCUCAUCAUCAAUGAGUAGUAGUGGAAUUUCAAGUGUUACUAUUACAUAGAGAGAAUUUUUAACAUUUUGGGGUUUUAUUAAUUUUGAAUUAGAUAAAUUCUGAAAGAUUGGAAAGCUUCUUCCCUUAACUGCAUUUUC
Meloidogyne enterolobii is the source of this 656-nucleotide messenger RNA. Lineage: Eukaryota; Metazoa; Nematoda; Chromadorea; Rhabditida; Meloidogynidae. The record is from the annotation of a GenBank genome assembly.